AUGUCUCAAGAAGAAAGAAUUUUUAAAUUACCUGCACCACCCCAGACCAGGCACUCUGCCUCACAAGGCAGUGAGGAGAUCAGAACAGAUGAUCUCAAAGAUACAUUCCUGAGGAAAUUCUCCAUCACUCCAGAAGGUGGACAUGUUCACCUGAAGGAAGUUGGAGUAUUCCUGUUAGUGCCUCCUGGAGCUUUGACUGAAACUACAGAAAUGUUCAUUGGUAUUAGUUUGAGAGAAGAAGACAUGCCACCGCUGCCACCAUGUCAGACUAGAGCAAGUCCAGUUGUUGUCUGCGGACCACAUGGCCUCACUUUCAGAAAACCAGUGUACCUGUCAUUUUAUCACUGUAUAUCAGGAACACGCCAAAGAAAGAGGGGAAAGAUCUGUCCUGAAAGUCUGACACAGAACUCAAGAAUGGAUAAUCCAUUUUACGUAUGGCAGUCAGAAACUCACUUAAAUGCCCCUUGUCAGUGGAAAGUAUUGAGCAGUGAUUCUGCUGUGUUGACAAACACCAAAUGUGUCUUAAAUGUGAACCAGUUCUGCAAACACAGUUUGUCAUGUGACAGUAAGCGUCUUUCUGCCUUGGUGUUUGGGUCAUUUCAGCCUCAACAUGUCCCCUUGCUGACACUGAUGGUGUGCUGUGUCAAUGACAUCAGAAAUGAGGUCGAGAAUGUGACAACUAAUGCUAAGGAAUCUCUCCAAAUGGAGAUGUUAGCUCUGGAAAAGCAGUUUCAUUUCUUAACUUGUGAGUACAGUGAGAGUGAAGACAAGGAGUCCUAUAAUGUCAGCCUUUCUUUGGAUGGGUAUGAGACAGAGUGGGACCUGCGUAAAGGCUGUCAUAAAAAGGUUAAUAUAAAGUAUGUGAAACUGCUCAAAAACAAAACAGAACAUGUAACGUAUGCCCUGAACCCUAAAAUGACAGAUGAACUUGAUGUGCUUGAUUGCAAGAUACAAAUAAAGCAGGAAGUAUCUGAGGACCAGGAAGAGGACAUCAAAGAGCUGACAUCAACUGAGUUUGACAUCCACUGGAAGUUACCA
This is a messenger RNA of Lingula anatina, 1038 nucleotides long. RefSeq lists its product as uncharacterized. Gene Ontology annotation, biological process: exocytosis; regulation of apoptotic process; proteolysis. NCBI's taxonomy places the organism in Eukaryota, Metazoa, Brachiopoda, Lingulata, Lingulida, Lingulidae. Gene Ontology annotation, molecular function: cysteine-type endopeptidase activity; neurexin family protein binding. Gene Ontology annotation, cellular component: exocytic vesicle; plasma membrane. The record is from RefSeq and is a predicted model, not a curated record.